CCGAGAGAGGGGAGCGCCGGGACGAGCCAUCCAGCCAGAUUGGAAGGAGCCGCGGCGGGAGCCACAGCACCGGCGGGAGCCACAGCACCAGCGGGAAGGCCGAUAUGGACCGGCCGCCGCGUGACCCGAGGACCCCGGCUCCGGACCGCGUGACCCUCAAGAAGGAGAUCGGCCUGUUGAGCGCCUGCACCAUCAUCAUUGGGAACAUCAUCGGCUCGGGCAUCUUCAUCUCGCCCAAAGGCGUUCUGGAGCACUCGGGUUCGGUGGGCGCGGCGCUGCUGGUGUGGAUGCUGGGCGGAGGCGUGGCCGCCCUGGGCUCACUGUGCUACGCCGAGCUGGGCGUGGCCAUCCCCAAGUCGGGCGGCGACUACGCCUACGUCAGCGAGAUCUUCGGAGGCCUGGUGGGGUUCCUGAUACUGUGGAGCGCCGUGGUCAUCAUGUACCCGACCACGCUGGCCGUCAUCGCGCUCACCUUCUCCAGCUACGUGCUGCAGCCCGUCUUCCCCGAGUGUGCGCCGCCGUACGCCGCCACGCGAGUGCUAUCGGCCACCUGCCUCCUGCUGCUGACGUGGGUGAACUGCUCCAGCGUGCGCAUGGCCACCAGGAUUCAGGACGUGUUCACGGUGGGGAAGCUGCUGGCGUUGGGGCUGAUCAUCGUCGUGGGUUUGGUGCAGAUCUUCAAGGGCAACUAUGAGGCGCUGACUCCGCAGGCGGUCUUCUCCAUGGAGCGGACCCCCUCGGUGGGGCAGAUGGCGCUGGCUUUCCUGCAUGCCUCCUUCGCCUUCAGCGGAUGGAACUUCCUCAACUACGUGACGGAGGAAGUCGUGGAUCCCAGAAGGAACCUCCCUCGCGCCAUCUACAUCUCCAUCCCGCUGGUGACUCUGGUCUACACCCUGACCAACAUGGCCUACUUCUCGUCCAUGUCUUCCGACGAGCUGCUUUCCUCCAACGCCGUCGCCGUCACGUUCGGAGAGAAGCUGCUCGGCGUCUUUUCUGUCAUCAUGCCCAUCUCCGUGGCGUUGUCCACGUUCGGCGGCAUCAACGGCUACCUGUUCACUUCGUCCAGGUUGUGUUUCUCGGGCGCCAGGGAGGGUCACCUGCCCGGCCUGCUGGCCAUGAUCCACGUGGACAAGUGCACGCCCAUCCCGGCUCUGCUGGUCUGCUGUACGGCCGCCAUGGUGAUCCUGUGCAUCGGGGAGACUCACAACUUGAUCAACUACGUGUCCUUCAUCAACUACCUGUCGUACGGCGUCACCAUCGCGGGCCUCCUUUUCCACCGCUGGAAGAAGCCCAACCUCUACCGCCCCAUCAAGGUGCGUCUGCUGGUGCCCGUGUGCUACCUGAUGUUCUGGGCGCUGCUGUUGGGCUUCAGUCUCUACUCUGAGCCGCUGGUGUGCGGCGUGGGUCUUCUCAUCAUGCUAACUGGCGUGCCUGUCUACUUUCUGGCCGUCCACUGGAGGGCAAAACCAAAGUGCCUCGAGCGCUUCAUCGAGACGGCGACCGUGGUGGGCCAGAGCUUGUGUUUGGUGGUCUUUCCUCAGUUGGACCCCAUCGAGGCGGUGGAGACUUCCGGUUCGGCCGCUAACUAAAAACGGAUGUUUCCACCACCUCAUGCUGCGUUGCGUCCCCGUGUGACAUUUACGCCGAGCGGACGCCUUUUCUUCCUUGCGGACUUUUGCACGUUGUUUUAUUUCCCACCACGCACCCAACGUACAACUUGCUGAUGUGAGCCAACCCAGCUAAGCAUGAAAAUACACUGGGUUCUAGGAAAGAAACAUCGUCACACAAGUCGUUUGUUUUAUGUCAGCGUUUGGAUUUUUGACAGGGCCAAAUGUACUUGAUUUUUUUUGAGAACUAACCGAUGGAUUAGGUUGACAUGGUAGUACGUCUCUUCUUUUCUUUUUCUAAAAGAGUCAGCUCGUCCUGUGCGUGGCAGUGGGCCAGCGUAUUGGUUCUGACUGAAGUUUCCUUCAUUUCCAAUCCAAUGGGAAAUGUCAUCGUUCGUUCACCUUCACAUCAUGAUAAGGCAACUUGUCAAAAUGAACACCUCCCUGACGUUGCUUUUUUUUCCACUGUAAAUUAUUUGUCAAGUGUUGACAACGCAAUAUUGUUAACUAUCAUCUAUUUAGACAUGAAAUAGUUUUAGACCCGACCAUUCUAUCGAUUUCAUCGAUUAAUAGAAA
This is a messenger RNA of Syngnathus typhle (broad-nosed pipefish), 2183 nucleotides long. RefSeq names its product solute carrier family 7 member 10b (gene slc7a10b). Gene Ontology annotation, biological process: amino acid transmembrane transport; D-serine transmembrane transport; D-alanine transmembrane transport. The transcript is spliced from 11 exons. Gene Ontology annotation, molecular function: neutral L-amino acid transmembrane transporter activity; L-amino acid transmembrane transporter activity. Gene Ontology annotation, cellular component: membrane. The coding region runs from base 105 to 1589 and encodes 494 amino acids. Lineage: Eukaryota; Metazoa; Chordata; Actinopteri; Syngnathiformes; Syngnathidae. The record is from RefSeq and is a predicted model, not a curated record.